CUUUACCAGACCCGCGCUUGACUUGAUGCUUCCCCGGAUUUAUUCCAACCAUCGCAUCGCAUUGUUGGACAUCUCGAGCGAAAGUGAACUGGCGCAGAAGUCGGCGUUGUCACCAUGGCGAUUCGCGAAGACAUCGUUGCGUCUGCAGUUACAUUUCUGCAGGAUCCCAGUGUCGCAGGAUCUCCGAUUGAGAACCGAAUAGCCUUUCUGCAAUCGAAGAACUUGACCCAGGAGGAGAUUGAUAUCGCACUGGCAAGGGCUGGAGGCGAGUCGGCACCAGCAAACUAUUCAAACUAUGCUCCCCAACAACAGCAAGUAAUACGUCAACCACAGCCAGGAUAUGGCGGAUAUCAGCAGCCUCCAUGGCAACAGCCACCUCCAGAGAUACCAAAGAGGGACUGGAGAGACUGGUUUAUCAUGGCAACGGUCAUGGGCGGGGUUGGCUAUGGGCUAUAUUUCGUAGCAAAGCGCUAUGUCUAUCCGAUGAUUGCGCCUCCUACUCCACCACAGCUCGAACAAGACAAGCAGGCCAUCGACGAGUCCUUUGAGAAAGCAUUCUCACUUCUGGACCAACUUGCAAAGGAUACCGAGACUCUCAAGUCCUCCGAAAAGGCGCGAACCGAACGACUUGAUGCGGCUCUUACGGAAGUGGAAACGGUUAUCAGCGAAUUGAAGACCGCAAGCAGACGACGCGAGGAAGAGUCGAGAAGAAUAGGCGACGAAGUCCGAGGACUUAAGGAUCUGAUACCCAGAGCAAUGGAAGGACAAAAGGAGACUACAGAUACCAGAUUAAGGGAGCUCAACACUGAGUUGAAGAGUCUCAAAACUUUGAUGGGCCAAAGAAUGAACCCUACAACGUCAGUAAGCACAACCAACUCCUAUGGUCGUCCUUCGGGAAUUGGAGCCUCGAGUGUAUCUUCGAAUGUUCCAACAACAACCACAUCAUCUAUCGGCGGAUCUUCAACAACAGAAGCAGUCACACCAAAGCCAGCUUCCGUCAGCAACGGAACUGGCAGCGAAUCUGUUGCAUCCGGUCAAAGUACCGUUACAGGUCGAAGCAGUCCCUUCAACACCGGUGCACCAGCUGGAAAGGCAGCAAUCCCCGCCUGGCAAAUGGCUGCUGCAAACAAGAGUCUCAACGCGGGCAACACAACUAUUACCGGUAGUGGAUCUCAGGAGGCUAGCGGAUCUGCGUAAAGGGAUAAAGGAAUCUCGGGUCUGGGACGAAAUGCAUGUGAUGGCGUCAAAGGGUGGCUGAAUUUACGAUGAUUAUAUAUUCAAUGUAUUACUUCUCAGGGCCAAAUAUAGCCAUAAUAACGAGCCAGUCGCAG
Messenger RNA from Cadophora gregata, 1331 nucleotides. RefSeq names its product peroxisomal membrane protein pex14 (gene PEX14). Gene Ontology annotation, biological process: protein import into peroxisome matrix, docking. NCBI's taxonomy places the organism in Eukaryota, Fungi, Ascomycota, Leotiomycetes, Helotiales, Ploettnerulaceae. Gene Ontology annotation, cellular component: peroxisomal importomer complex; peroxisomal membrane. The coding region runs from base 115 to 1197 and encodes 360 amino acids. The record is from RefSeq and is a predicted model, not a curated record. Gene Ontology annotation, molecular function: signaling receptor binding. The transcript has 4 exons.